This is a messenger RNA of Priceomyces carsonii, 1671 nucleotides long. RefSeq lists its product as uncharacterized. The transcript has a single exon. The record is from RefSeq and is a predicted model, not a curated record. The coding region runs from base 1 to 1671 and encodes 556 amino acids. Lineage: Eukaryota; Fungi; Ascomycota; Pichiomycetes; Serinales; Debaryomycetaceae.
AUGCCUUCAGAGCCCAAACCAGGUCGUAUUCAAACUCUCACUGGCGAGCAAGAGAUUGUAUUGAAGCAAGUUUGGGCAUAUUUGUUAAAAUUUUGGGGAUAUGACCUAGAUAUAUCAGAUUCGGAUAUAGCAUUUAAGCGAAGUUUCGUUGCCUCUAGUACAACAUCCAAGAAUGAAUUGAAAAAGUCCUUGAGUGGGCAAAAUAUAAAUUAUACUUCUACCAACAAUUCGAUCACAACAAGAGACACAUCUCUGCUGUUUCUUAGGAAGAAAAGAAAUUUUUUUGGCUGGAGAAAGAAAAGCUGCGGGCAGCUGCAAAACUCUGAAAGAUUGAAACAUUUACAAACAUUGUCCUCUUCAGAAAGAUAUGUGCCUAUUAAAAAGCCCUCAGAACGAUAUCAUUAUAUCUAUAGUCAUUACUACAAGCAGGGAUAUAAGUAUAGCGAUGGUUACGAAUCUAUUGAAUCGAGCGAAGAAGAAGAGGAAACAGAGGCGAAGGACACUAACUCCGUCAACUCAUCAGAAACUUUCACUACUGCAUCACCCUCAUACAGCAAUGAGGAUAAUAAUGUUUCAAGAAAGGAAGAUUUGGUGCUGUGUCGGAAAAAAGUACCGAAGCGAGGCUCCUACAAACUGAGGGAUGGAUCAAUCAAUAAGCAAGUCAAACCAAAAAAGUCAAUCUUGCCAUUGAAAUCUGAUUUCAAGGCAAACACAACUCACAAUGCAUUUUUCGCAAGCAACAAUGUCAACCUAGUUGAUAAUUUUCUUCUAAAUCACGUAAGAAUAAGAGGGUAUGACACUGAAAGAUCGCUUCAACUGUUUUUCAAGAACAUGGAAUGGAGAUCAAAAGACUUUCCUACAGCAGAUUGGCUCUUGGAGGGCGACGCACCGUCUUAUUUACAUGAUACUGACUCUGAGUUCAUCCGAAAUUUCACUGUUUCGAAGUCUUAUUUAAGGGGAACUGAUUACGAUGGUAAUAGAAUUUUUGUAUUCAGAACGAGGAGACAUUAUACUUCUGAUUCGUUGCCAGAUACUAAAAGAUAUAUUGUCUUAACGAUUGAGUGGUGUAGGCUAUUCUUUCGACAGGCAACGGAUUUUGUUGACUCGGCAGUAAUUUUGUUCGAUUUGACAGGCUUUUCUCUCAAAAAUGCAGACUAUGCUGCAAUAAAAUUCAUAGCUGAAAUUUUCGAAGCUCAAUAUCCAGACAGCUUGGGACUUGUAUUGUUACACAACGCACCGUGGAUCUUUUCAAUUGUCUGGGACAUUAUCAAAAACUGGAUAGAUCCAGUUAUAGCAUCUAGGAUCCAUUUUACAAGAACGGUUGAAGAGUUGGAAAAAUAUAUUCCUCUAUGCCACAUACCAGACUUUAUUGGCGGUAAUGACUCGUAUGCUGAUGAGUAUCCAAUACCAGGAAAUCGACACGGGGGACCUCCUUUGCAAAAGGAUGCCAAGUUCAGGAAAUUGCGGAAGGAACGAGAUAAGUUAUAUGCCACUUUCCUAGAAACAACAAAACAAUGGAUUGAAUCCACCAAUCCAGAUGUGAGUUCAAAAUAUUUGCAAGACAAGAUUGAUAUAAGUAUCAAGCUAUCUGAGAAUUAUAUCCAGUUGGACCCUUACAUCCGAAAUCCAGGGAUAUACGAUAGAAAUGGCUCUUUGAAGUUAUCCAUUUGA